GGCAUCUUUUUCUUUUUCCUCUCUACUAUCUAAUACUUUCUCCUUCCUUCGUCCUUCGCAGCUCCGUCCUUCCGGCUUCAUUCAACAUGGCUACCACUACCGUUACCACCAGUGAGUUCCCCGCCAGCGAUGUCAACAACUACGACUACAUCAUCGUUGGCGGUGGCACUGCUGGCUGCGUUAUUGCCAGUCGGCUAGCUCAGUACCUUCCCAACAAGCGCAUCCUCGUCAUUGAGGGUGGCCCCAGUGACUACAUGGAUGAUCGCGUCCUGAAGCUCAAGGAGUGGCUCAACCUGCUGGGGGGCGAGCUCGACUAUGACUAUCCUACUGUCGAACAGCCCAUGGGCAACAGUCACAUUCGUCACUCGCGCGCCAAGGUCUUGGGUGGUUGCUCCAGUCACAACACUCUCAUCUCGUUCCGUCCCUUCGAGUAUGACUGCCGAAGAUGGGAGAAUAUGGGCUGCAAGGGUUGGGGCUUUGAGACCUUUACCCGCUUGCUCGACGGUCUGCGCAAUACUGUCCAGCCUGUCCACGAGAACCACCGUAACCAGCUCUGCAAGGACUGGGUUCAAUCCUGUUCUACCGCCUUGAACAUCCCCGUUCUUUCCGACUUCAACAAGGAGAUCCGUUCCAAGGGUGAACUGAACGACGGUGUUGGUUUCCUCUCCGUUGCCUACAACCCUGAUGAUGGCCGCCGCAGCAGCGCUUCUGUCGCCUACAUCCAUCCUAUCCUGCGCGGAGAAGAGAAGCGCCCCAACUUGACUGUUCUGACCAACGCUUGGGUGUCACACGUCAACGUCGAGGGGAGCACCGUCACCGGUGUCGAUGUCACCCUCCAGUCCGGUGUUAAGCGCACUCUGCGCGCCAAGCGGGAGACCAUCUUGUGUGCCGGUGCUGUCGAUACUCCUCGGCUGAUGCUGCUCUCUGGACUGGGACCCCGUGAGCAGCUAUCGUCGCUAAACAUUCCUGUGGUUAAGGAUUUGCCUGGCGUUGGUGAGAACCUUCUCGACCACCCCGAGACAAUCAUCCUCUGGGAGCUGAACCAGCCUGUUCCUCCCAACCAAACCGUCAUGGAUUCGGACGCUGCCAUCUUCCUGCGUCGCGAGGCUCCCAAUGCGAAUGGCGAUGACGGCCAGGCUUCCGAUAUCAUGAUGCACUGCUACCAGAUUCCCUUCUGUCUCAACACAGAGCGCCUUGGAUAUGACGUACCCAAGGACGCUUUCUGCAUGACCCCUAACAUCCCUCGUCCCCGUUCUCGCGGCCGUCUCUAUUUGACUUCGGCCGACCCUUCCGUGAAGCCCGCCCUAGACUUCCGUUACUUCACCGACCCUGAGGGCUAUGACGCUGCCACAAUUGUUGCCGGAUUCAAGGCCGCGCGUGAGGUUGCCAAGCAGUCGCCCUUCAAGGAUUGGAUCAAGCGUGAGGUUGCUCCUGGCCCCAAGGUCCAGACCGACGAAGAGCUCUCCGAGUACGGCCGUCGUGCUGCCCACACCGUGUACCACCCGGCUGGCACCACCAAGAUGGGUGACACUACCCGUGACCCGAAGGCUGUUGUCGACCCGAAGUUGAAGGUCCGCGGUCUGAACGGUAUCCGCAUUGCUGAUGCGGGUGUUUUCCCCGACAUGCCUACUGUCAACCCCAUGUUGACUGUGCUGUCCAUUGGCGAGCGUUGCGCCGAACUGAUUGCUGAAGAGGCCGGCUGGACCCGCAACCAGCCUAGACUGUAAAGGGAUCGCCUGUGAUGGGUAUCCUUUUUCUUUUUCUUUGUUCGAAAGAACGAAUGUUGCCCGACGUCAACUCCCAGCGGCGUUGCAUUGGAGUCGAACAGGAUAUACUAAUUUUCUAUUUUGCUUUGUAUAUCUGUUGGUAUUAUGUAUAAAGCUUUGGGGGAAUAUUUGCUCUUUGAUAUGUUUGCAUUUGAGCGCUUGAGAUUCUCUUCUUUAAAAGCAGGAUAUAUAUAUAGAUGGAGAUGUGACAUGAUACGCUAUGAAUAAUGUACGUGUUGCUCCGAAUUUGAUACAUAAAUUCAAAAUUAGACAAUCUAUUGGUUAUCUAUAUUGGCAUCUAGCU
Aspergillus ruber CBS 135680 is the source of this 2070-nucleotide messenger RNA. RefSeq names its product GMC family oxidoreductase. Gene Ontology annotation, molecular function: flavin adenine dinucleotide binding; oxidoreductase activity, acting on CH-OH group of donors. NCBI's taxonomy places the organism in Eukaryota, Fungi, Ascomycota, Eurotiomycetes, Eurotiales, Aspergillaceae. The transcript is spliced from 2 exons. The record is from RefSeq and is a predicted model, not a curated record. Bases 87 to 1727 code for a protein of 546 amino acids.